GUCAUAAAACCCAAAAGACAGAAGACUUUUUCAUCACUUCCUUCACAUUCUUCAAUCUUCAGCCAUAGACGAAGAAAAAAAGAAGAGAUGAAUCAAAACAUGAGCUCUUUGUUGAUCGGAAUAGUUGGAGCAGCAGUGACUUUAUCAGCAUAUUCGCAGACCUUCGUCUCCCCAACUCAGUGUGUCACUGUUGGUCUCCUCGUUCUCAUGUUUGGUUUGCUCGUCAGGGAAGGCCUCAUCUCUCUCUAAUCUUCUUUUUUUCUUCCAUGGACUUGAGAAUCCCAGAUUUGCAGUUUGACUUGUUUCAAUAUUAUAUUAUGAUUUUCUUCUUUAGCAAGACUGAGAUUUAUAUACACACAUAUAUAUAUAUAUAUCUGGUGUUGUAAUUCUGUA
Messenger RNA from Gossypium raimondii (Peruvian cotton), 393 nucleotides. RefSeq lists its product as uncharacterized. The coding region runs from base 88 to 249 and encodes 53 amino acids. NCBI's taxonomy places the organism in Eukaryota, Viridiplantae, Streptophyta, Magnoliopsida, Malvales, Malvaceae. The record is from RefSeq and is a predicted model, not a curated record. The transcript has a single exon.